AUGAUAGUGUUUGCGCGUGGACUGUCACUCUCCGUAGGCAUCAAAGUCGGAGCUCUUGCUUUCGUGGCAGCCAUUAUAAUAUUCCUGCUCAGCAUCUCCAUUUAUCGCCUAUUCUUCCAUCCUUAUGCGAGAUACCCAGGCCCGUUCCUAGCCAAGUUGACAAGCUGGUACUCGGUGUACCAUACAUAUAUUGGAGAUUUACACACUGAUGUUUACGAAUGCCAUUGCAAAUAUGGCGAUAUUAUUCGAUAUGGUCCCAAUAGAAUUGUGAUCAACACGGUGCCAGCGUGGAAGGCAAUAUACGGCCACGGCAGCAAUGUUGCCAAGUCAAAGGCCUACCUGCGUAUGUCACUCGUCCCGGGAGCGCACAACACCAUUGGAACUCUCGACGACCACAAGCACGGGAAGAAGCGCCGCAUCCUGAAGCAAGGUCUGUCUGACGCUCAAAUCCGGACCAUGGACUUCGAACUGCGCUCUGCUGCGCUGAAUUUUGCAGAGCAACUGGGCGAGGAGCAUGACCGGUUCGCCCAUGCCGGAAAGAAUGACGGAGCGGCCGCUCAGCCUAGUUAUCAUGAUGGAUGGAGCGGACCCAAGAAUAUGGCUCACUGGUGUGACUUUUUCGCCUUCGACGUCAUGUCGCACAUCGUCUUUGGCAUGUCAUACAACCUCCUCCGGUCGGCAGAGAACCACUGGAUCGUGGAAUGCGUCAUGGGUCAGAUGCGCCGCUUCUCGUUUCUGAUGCAGCUGCCGGAGCUAGAGGACAUGGGUCUCCACCGAUUCCUCUUCCCGGAAGCCAGGCGCAAAGCUUUGCGCUUCGUCCAGAAGAGCCGUGAGAUUAUGGAGGCGAGGCGGACGAGGAGUGAGAAGGACGGCUCGGCAACUUCUGACGUCUUUACCAAGUUGCUGGCAGCCAGGGAUGCCCAGACAGGCUACGGGUUGGACCAGCGACAGCUCUGGGCUGAGAGUAAUCUGCUCAUCGUUGCAGGUUCCGACACAUCCUCAGCAGGGCUCGCCGCCACCUUUUUCUACCUGAGCGCCAACCCCCAAGCCUACGACCGCGCAGCCGCAGAGGUCCGCAGCGUCUUCCCCACGCCGGAAGCCGUAGCCCAGGGCCCAAAGCUGUCGUCCUGCACGUACCUACGUGCCUGUGUUCAGGAGGCUCUCCGAAUGAGCCCUCCUGCCGGCGGUCCCAUGUGGCGCGAGGCUCUCGCGGGAGGGCUACGCCUACCGCGACCUGGGGGUCCGUUGGAGGCCGGUCGCGGCACAUGGUUGACUAGAUGGUGGAAACAAAAGCAGGAGCUGGCGGAUUUGUUUGUUCCGGCGGGGCUGGAAGUGGCGUCGGGAAUCUACGCGCUCAACCACAACGCGGCACACUUUCCGGAUCCGAUGGUGUACCGGCCGGAGCGUUGGCUCUCGGCCGAGGGCGACGAGGACCAGGUCGCCAGGGCAAAGGCGGCGUUUGCGACCUUUUCGACCGGGCCGAGGAACUGCGUCGGUCAGGGCUUGGCCGUCGCGGAGAUCAUGAUGGCCAUCGCUGCAGUCAUGGCGGGCUAUGAUUUCCGGCGCGCCACCGACAGGAGGCUCGCUGCUGUGGGGGAGAGUCAGGGCUCUGUGUUUGCCGGGCAGUACUUGACCAAGUGGUCCUUUACCAGCAUCAAGGAUGGUCCCUAUCUUGAGUUCAAGAGGACUUUGAGGACGACGGGCUGA
Messenger RNA from Pyricularia grisea, 1707 nucleotides. RefSeq lists its product as uncharacterized. Lineage: Eukaryota; Fungi; Ascomycota; Sordariomycetes; Magnaporthales; Pyriculariaceae. The record is from RefSeq and is a predicted model, not a curated record. The coding region runs from base 1 to 1707 and encodes 568 amino acids. The transcript is spliced from 6 exons. Gene Ontology annotation, molecular function: monooxygenase activity; iron ion binding; oxidoreductase activity, acting on paired donors, with incorporation or reduction of molecular oxygen.